AUGUUACAGCAGUUUUGUGUCUGGAAAUGUUUAACUGUAGGGAUUGCCGUUGCUACUAUCUUAGCAGGUUGUUUGGCCCAGAAUGAUGAAGAUUGCAAAUUGGCCAGAACAGGUCCUCCAGCCACAAUAGUUCCUAUUGAUGAAGAAAGUCGGAAUGGCACUAUCCUGGUUGACAAUAUGCUGAUCAAAGGGACUGCAGGAGGGUCAGAUCCCACCAUUGAACUCUCCUUAAAGGAUAACGUAGGUUACUGGGUGAUCCUUGAUCCUAUCAGCCAGAGGUUAUACCUAAAUAGCACUGGCCGAAUCUUGGACAGAGAUCCACCAAUGUCCAUUCAAUCCAUUGUGGUGCAAGUCCAGUGUGUUAACAAAAAGGUUGGCACCAUUAUCAACCAUGAAGUACGGAUUGUGGUGAGAGACAGGAACGAUAAUUCGCCUCGGUUCCAGCAGCAGCGAUACUAUGUGGCAGUAAAUGAGUUAACUCCCGUUGGAACAACCAUCUUUACAGGAUUUUCUGGAAACAAUGGUGCUACUGACAUUGAUGAUGGUCCAAAUGGCCAGAUAGAAUAUGUCAUCCAGUACAAUCCUAAUGACAAGACUUCCAACAGGACUUUUGAUAUUCCUCUCACUUUGUCUGGAGCAGUAGUUCUACGGGAAAGACUAAAUUAUGAAGAAAAGACUCGUUAUUUUGUCAUUGUUCAGGCAAAUGACCGAGCCCAGAAUCUUAAUGAGCGCAGGACAAGUUCAACCACCCUGACAGUAGAUGUGCUCGAUGGUGACGAUUUAGGACCAAUGUUUCUUCCUUGUGUCUUGGUGAAUAAUACUCGUGACUGUAGACCUCUCACCUACCAAGCGAGCUUGCCAGAACUGACUGAUCCUGCACAUGUGAAUCCCAUCAGCGUCACGCCACCCAUACAAGCCAUAGAUCAGGACCGAAACAUCCAGCCUCCUUCUGAUCGACCGGGCAUCCUCUAUUCCAUCCUAGUUGGUACUCCUGAGGAUUAUCCACAGUAUUUCCAUAUGAAUCUCACAACAGCUGUACUCACACUCCUAAAGCCAAUAAAUAGGGAUUUACACCAGAAGUUUGACUUGGUUAUUAAGGCUGAACAAGACAACGGCCAUCCUCUUCCUGCCUUUGCCAAUCUGCAUAUUGAAGUCCUUGAUGAGAACAAUCAGAAGCCGUAUUUCACAAGAUCUACGUACAAUGGCUUCAUCCUCGAAUCCUCUCCCGUGGGAACAACCAUCUCUGAUAACCAGAAUCUGACUUCUCCUCUACAAAUCAUGGCGUUGGACAAUGAUGUGGAGGAGACCAAGGAUCCACAGCUCCAUCUCUUUCUGAAUGACUACAAUACGUUUUUCACUGUGACUCCGAGUGGCAUCACCCGCUACCUCACCCUGCUGCAGCCUGUUGACAGAGAAGUCCAGCAGCUUUAUACCUUCUCGAUGACAGCUUCUGAUGGUGUACAGGAGAGUAUCCCAGUGACAGUCAAUAUCGUGGUGCUUGAUGCAAAUGAUAAUUCCCCGACCUUCUCCAAUAUAUCAUACAAUGUCAAGAUUUAUACAGAUAUGAGGCCUGGGGAAGGCAUUAUAAAGCUCACUGCUGUAGAUGCCGACGAGGGACCCAAUGGACAGAUAGUAUAUGAAAUUUUGGCUGGGGAUCAGGGAGACUUCAUCAUCAAUGACCGAACAGGCCUUAUCACCAUUGCUUCAGGAGUUGUAUUGUCUGUGGGGCAAUCCUAUGCUCUCACUGUCAAAGCAUCUGAUAGUGCUCCUCCUGCGCAGAGAAGGAGCUCUGUUACUACUGUUUACAUUGAGGUCCUUCCGCCCAACAACCAGAGCCCUCCCCGCUUUCCCCAGCUGAUGUACAGCCUUGAAGUCAGCGAGGCCAUGAGAAUUGGAGCCAUUUUGUUAAACCUGCAGGCUUUUGAUAGAGAGGGUGACCCUAUAAGAUACCUCAUUCAGAAUGGAGAUCCUCAACAAGUUUUUAAUCUCUCUCAAAGUGCUGGACUGCUAGCCUUAGGAAAGCCCUUGGACAGAGAAAGCACUGAUCGCUAUAUUCUGAUUGUUACAGCCUCGGAUGGCAGACCAGAUGGGACCUCAACUGCUACUGUUAACAUAGUGGUGACGGAUGUAAAUGACAAUGGACCAGUUUUUGAUAUGUUUCUACCUAAAAACCUAUCUGUACAGGAAGAGGAAGCCAAUGCUUUUGUUGGUCAAGUAAGGGCUACAGACCCAGAUGCUGGUAUUAAUGGUCAAGUUCAUUACAGUCUGGCAAACUUCAACAGUCUUUUCCGAAUCACAUCAAAUGGCAGCAUUUAUACAGCAGUUAAACUGAACAGAGAAGUAAGGGACUAUUAUGAACUUAUUGUUGAAGCAACAGAUGGAGCUGUGGACCCCCGCCGUUCAACACUAACUUUAGCAAUCAAGGUACUGGAUAUUGAUGACAACAGCCCUGUUUUUACUAAUGCUUCCUACACUGUCUGCGUGCCAGAAAAUCUACCACCAGGCACUGUCUUCCUGCAAAUAGAGGCAAAGGAUGUUGAUCUUGGUUCUGAUGUUAACUAUCGAAUUCGGACACAGGAAGCACUACAGUAUUUUGCACUGAACAAAUAUACAGGCGAGUUAUCACUUUUGAAGUUCUUGGAUUAUGAAUCAUUCUCUGACACAGAAGCAACCUUCACCUUUCUUGUGGAAGCCUUCGAUAGCAAGGGCACUAUGCCUCCUGGUCUCGCUACUGUCACAGUGAGAGUAAAGGAUAUGAAUGAUUAUUCACCAGUAUUUAGCAAAACGCUCUACAGGGGAAUGGUUGCUCCUGAUGCAGUCAAGGGCACCGUUAUCACUACUGUUUCAGCUGAGGAUCAAGAUCCUCUGGGCACGCCAGCAAGUCGAGUCCGAUACAAAGUAGAUGUUGUCCAGUUUCCUUACAGUGCCAGCAUUUUUGAUGUUGAGGAAGACUCAGGACGUGUAGUAACCCGAGUCAACUUAAAUGAAGAGCCAAGUACAGUGUUUAAGCUAGUGGUCAUUGCCUAUGAUGAUGGGGAUCCUGUGAAGUUCAACACCACUACCGUAGAAAUUGCUGUACUGCAGCCUUCAGUAAUUCCACGGUUUACACAGGAUGAAUAUAGACCUCCACCAGUGAGUGAAAGUGCACCAAAAGGAACUGUGGUCGCAGUUGUUACGGCAGCUGCCUUGAACCAGACAAUUGUAUAUUCGAUUGUUUCAGGAAAUGAAGAGGAUGUGUUUGCUAUUAAUAACAGAACAGGCGUGAUCUCAAUUAAAAAGUCUCUGGAUUAUGAAAGCAUGAAAAGUUAUGAGCUUCGAGUUCAAGCAGACUCCUUGCAAGUGGUACGAUCCAAUCUGCGUGUCCCUUCCAAAAGUAAUAUAGCCAAGGUGUUUAUUGAAGUAAAGGAUGAAAAUGACCAUGUGCCUGUCUUCACCAAAAAAAUGUACAUUGGAGGAGUGUCUGAAGAUGCCAAAAUGUUUUCUUCUGUGCUUAAAGUUAAGGCUGAUGAUAUAGACACUGGGAAUUACAGUGCCAUGCAGUACAGACUCAUCAUUCCUCCAAUCAAGGAUGGUAAAGAAGGUUUUGUGAUUGAAGCUUACACAGGGCUAAUAAAAACUGCUAUGCUGUUCAAAAAUAUGAGAAGAUCCUAUUUCAAGUUUCAGGUCAUUGCAACUGACAAUUAUGGAAAAGGACUGAGCAGCAAAGCAGAAGUACUUGUCUCUGUGGUCAAUCAGUUGGAUAUGCAAGUCAUCGUCUCUAAUGUUCCUCCCACCCUUGUGGAACAAAACAAAGAUCAACUCAUAGGGAUUUUGGAACGCUAUGUCCAAGAUCAGAUUCCCAGUGCAACAGUUGUGGUGGAAUCCAUUGGUGCUCGAAGGUUUGGGGAUGGAUACUCUGAAGAGGAUUACACCAAGUCUGACCUCAUGGUCUACGCAAUCGACCCACAAACAAAUAGAGCUAUAAUGAGGAAUGAACUUUUUAAGUUCCUGGAUGGCAAACUGCUGGAUAUCAAUAAAGAGUUUCAGCCGUACCUGGGGCAGGGGGGGCGCAUUCUGGAGAUCCGCACCCCAGACGUGGUAGCGAAUGUCAAGAAGCAGGCACAAGCAGUAGGCUACACGGAAGGCGCGUUACUUGCUCUGGCCGUCAUAAUCAUCCUUUGCUGUAUGCCAGCUAUUUUAAUAGUUAUGGUCAGCUACAGACAGCGACAGGCUGAAUGUGCAAAGACUGCGAGAAUCCAGAUGGCUUUACCAGCAGGCAAACCAGCAAGCACAGCUGCCAAUAAUCUCUAUGAAGAGCUUGGUGACAGCACCAUUCUUUUUCUUCUCUACCAUUUCCAACAAAGCAGGGGAAAAAAGUCAGUCUUAGAAGAAGGAGACCGUCAGAGAGUUAUAAGCAGCUUUGCUUCCCGUGCUAUUGAGGCUCACAAGCAAUCUAAUAUCAAUGGAUCACUGAACAAUAAUCUCCCCAAAUCUUCAAGUAACAUUACUUUUUUAUCUGAUGAGAACCCAUUAACAACUCAAAACCCAUUAUAUGUGGAAGGUGUCGCUCAAAGUCCCACUGCUGCUGGGUUUCUACGGAAAAGAAACGAUACUCUAGAUACUCUUUCUCCUUCAAGAUUAGUCUUGAGAGAUGCCUCUUUGAGAGGCAGUCACCGUGCAUGGACGGUACCAACUCACGUUACUAAGAGACACACUCCUGGUUCGCUGAGUAGGCCAGUUAUUAUGGACCCCAUUCAGUGGCAACAGGAGAGACUCAAAGCAGAGAAUGAAGGAAGUGAAAAUCAACAUAGCAGUGUUGAUAUUAGCAGUCCACUAUUUCAAAAAAUAAGUGGCCCCAAGUUAACUGUAAAAGAGAAGGCAAGACAGUUUGAGCAGCAGGCUUUGCAGGAAAUGAAGCAAGUGAAAUCUCCUGAUGUGAAAUCCAUCCGAUCGCCAACACACAGCACCUGUUUCCAAGAAGGAGAGAAUGUGGUAGAGCAGUCUUCUAAAAGUGUGGUUGCUUCUCCUUGCCUUCGCUCUUCUCCUCUGUCCUCUCCGACACCUUGUGCUGAAGUAGUUGAACCAGAGGCCUCCACGGUCCCCUCUGUAAUCAUCACUCACCACGACUAUCCUGAAGAACUUUCUCCUCCACCAACUCGCAAACCAACUCCUCCGUCUUUCAGGAUAAAGAAACCAGUUUGCCAAAGUUUUCUAGCUCCUCAGACCAAAGAAGUUAUAGAAAGCAUUCCAGAUCCGCCUAAAAUUCCCCCACCCCCACCUCCACUGCUGCCGCCUCCACCUCCACCACAACCUCCAUCCCCUCCUCUGUUGCCACCACAUCCUCCACCUCUGCCUACAGUUUCUCUUUCUUCUUCUUCAUCUCCUCUUAGCACCCAGCACCUCUCCCCUGCCAAGUAUUCAAAAUCCCCUGCCAAACAGCCAGCUGUACCACCACCGGCCACAGUGCCAGAGCUGCCUCCUCGUAGGGAGCUGAAAGGUAUUCUUAAAAACAUUCAGAAUUUAGCGGCGAUCGAAAAGUCUGUGGCCAACAUGUACAGCCAAAUAGACAAAAACCACGUUCUGCCCAAGCACGUUUCUAAGCUCAAAUCGGUUGCAACACCAGAGCUGCCAACUCCAGAAGCUGUGGCUGAGCACAACCAGCAGAAUGGCAACUUGAGCUGUGUUGUAGAGGAGCUUGAGAAACGCUUUCCGUCUCAGUCGACAGCACUGUAAUAUUUAUGCUUGGAUGUUUUCUGCAUGUAACAUUUUGAGUGAGAUGACUCUAAUGCAGCACAUGGUAUCUGCCUCAGACUCUAUAGAAAUUCAG
Opisthocomus hoazin is the source of this 5806-nucleotide messenger RNA. Lineage: Eukaryota; Metazoa; Chordata; Aves; Opisthocomiformes; Opisthocomidae. The record is from RefSeq and is a predicted model, not a curated record.